This is a messenger RNA of Aspergillus niger, 795 nucleotides long. RefSeq lists its product as hypothetical. The transcript is spliced from 4 exons. Lineage: Eukaryota; Fungi; Ascomycota; Eurotiomycetes; Eurotiales; Aspergillaceae. The record is from RefSeq and is a predicted model, not a curated record. Bases 1 to 795 code for a protein of 264 amino acids.
AUGUUUGAUCUAAUCACUGCAUUCGCAAUAUUCGCCCUUGUGAUAGGGGGACGAGCAGUCUUAAGUUCGCAAAGAUCCGUUGGUUUCACUAGAGGACAGAAGAUUGCUUCUUUCUUUUCUCUUAUCCUCUAUCUCUGUGGUGCUAGUCUUCUUGUGUGGGCACUUCUAUGGCGAGAUCAAGAAGCUCUGUACUGGCCUAGGCCUCUUUCUUCUCGGGCUUUGCUUGAAAGUAGCAGUAUUAUGAAGCGAAGUACUGUGACUGCCUUCCGCCAUGAUAAGGAUUACCUAUUGAUUUUGCCACAGGUCGCAUACCCCGGAAGGUAUCAGACGGCCACCAACCGUGCCAUUCCUUUGGCCCAAAGAUCUCACCCUCGGUUACUAUCAAGUAUCUGCAAUCUUGAACGUCGCAUGUUGACCUGCUGGUGCCCUCUGGCCAUUGCCAUGGUUCUUUGGGAGAAAGAUUUUGCCCGGGAGCCUCCUCUGAUACUCUCCCCCGAUUGUUAUAAGUAUGUAUCCAGCAUAGCAACGAUCCCGAGUAAUAAUCAGGAAACACUCUUGCACAAUAUUUGGUUAACAAAGUCUGACAGUGCUUGCUGGUGUUCUCUGGGCGUAUACCAACCUUUCCAUGUUUCGGCAACCUUCAUGCUGGCGUGUGUCUUCAGUGUUUGGGUAAAUUGCCGGCAUCCAGACUGGCGGAACAAGUAUUCAUUUGUUCUUGAGGCUUCUUUGAAUACUGGCUUUGCAAUGGCCAGUCUUGUACAGUUUUUGCCAUCACAAGCGCGAAUGUCAUGGUAG